CUAAUAUGAAGAAAUUCUCUUGAACUAGGCUUCUUCUUCUUCUUCUAGUAUCCCCAUACUAUUAUAUAUAUACAUAUAUCUUAAAAUUUUUAAGCUUUUGCUCUCAUUCUUACUUCCCAAUUACUGGGUUUAGUAUUGGAAGAGCUUCUCAGAUUGUCGACGGAGCUCCGAUUCACGAAGAUAGUGCAGGGAUGGAGGACGAGUAUUUUGAAAGUGGUUAUGAAGAAAACCAGGUCCCAAGGGAUUGUGAGAAUGGCGAUGAUAAUGAUAACGAUAACGAUGAAUCUGAUACAUUUAUCGACAGCCAGUUAUGGCCUCAAAGCUACAGGCAAUCCAUGGACAUGUACACAAACAUGGCUCCACCCUCUGCUAGCUUCCUAGCGGGCACAACUAUAAGCACCUCCUUCCUGACUUCACCACACCAGAGACCUCAUGGUUCUGUGCCCAACUCUCCCCUCGAACCGCUCAUAUCUGAGGCAACUUUACACAAAGAACAAGUGCCUACCUUAAAGCCAUCUAUAAUGUCAUCUUCAACUUCCCAGCAGUGUUCGUAUGCUCAAUCUGUUUUUAAUGCAAUCAAUGGUCUAUGCGGUAUAGGACUUCUUACAACUCCUUAUGCACUCAAAGAAGGUGGGUGGUGGAGCCUCACAAUUCUCAUCAUCCUUGGCAUCAUCACUUGCUACACCGGAGUUUUGUUGAAGCGAUGCUUAGAAAGCUCCCCUGGUCUUGAAACUUACCCGGAUAUUGGGCAGGCUGCUUUUGGAGUCCCUGGUCGCGUAUGCUUAGCAAUAGCCUUAUACAUAGAGUUAUAUUCGUCCUGCGUGGAGUACUUAAUUAUGAUGAGUGAUAAUCUUUCAGCGUUGUUCUCAAAUGCCCAGAUAAAUUUCAAUGGAAUCCACCUUGAUUCUUAUCAAAUGUGCACAAUCAUAUCUACUCUCUUCAUUCUCCCAACUGUUUGGCUUCGAAACCUCAGCUUGCUUUCGUACAUUUCAGUUGGAGGAGUUUUUACUGCUGUGCUGGUGUCACUAUGCUUGUUGUGGGUUGGGGUGGUCGAUCAAGUUGGGUUUCACCCAAUUGGACUACCUUUGAACCUUGCAAAGCUUCCUGUCACAAUUGGUCUAUUUGGUUUCUGUUUUGGAUGCCAUUCUAUUUUUCCAAAUAUCUAUUCUUCCAUGAAGAAACCAUCACAGUUUCCGUCUGUUCUAACAAUCAGCUUUGUCACGUCUGGUGUUCUUUAUGCUGCGGUUGCAAUAUGUGGCUUUCUGAUGUUUGGUAACUCAACCAAAUCCCAGUUCACGUUAAACAUGCCCCCACAAUUCAUUGCUUCCAAAGUCGCAGCAUGGACAACAGUUGUCGCACCGGUCACGAAGUAUGCCUUGACAAUUACCCCUGUGGCAUUCAGUCUCGAGGAGCUCUUGCCUUCAGCUCAGUCAAAGUCUCAUGGUGUGUCAAUACUCAUCAGAACAAUCUUAGUACUCUCAACUUUGGUUGUGGCAUUGGCAGUUCCAUACUUUGGUUCGGUGAUGGCCUUCAUUGGAUCUUUGCUUGUUAUGCUUGUAGCUCUAAUUUUCCCAUGCGCUUGCUAUCUUAGCAUUUGUCAGGAUAGAUUGACAAAGCUGCAGAUUUCAACUUGCAUACUUAUAAUGGUGGUAGGGGUGAUUUGUGCAAUUGUUGGCACAUACUCAGCAAUUAUAAGCAUGGUUGAGGAGAGGGGAUGAUCAAAUUUUAGUCCAAGUCUUAACUCUGCUUCACAUGUCUGUUCUUGUAACCCAUCAAAUCCAUGUGUAAGUGUAAGCACUCCAAUACACUUGCCAAACCAUACAAACGAAUUUAGGAGGGAAAUUUAAUGGAACAAA
Camellia sinensis is the source of this 1856-nucleotide messenger RNA. The record is from RefSeq and is a predicted model, not a curated record. Lineage: Eukaryota; Viridiplantae; Streptophyta; Magnoliopsida; Ericales; Theaceae.